UCACCGCUCGUGGGCAACCUUCACAGAGAGCGACUGUUUUGCUUCGUAGCUUAAAAACAAUGAAUAUUCUGUGUAGAUCCAGGAUAUUGGUGUCUUCAGUUUGUCGGAAAAGUAGUUUAAUAGAUCAGUCGGCUGUUCCUAGAUGCACGAGUUUGAUAUUCAAAGCCCGGUGCCACAGGCUUGUUGUUAAUUUAUCCUCAUGUCAACAACGCUGGCGUUACGGAGCGUGUCUCAGGUGUCCCUUUGAGUCAACGAGAUGCUACACAGAUAGAGGCGAGGGCAGACUCACAGAAAGACCGGAGAAAUUAGAGGACGAAACCGAGGAGGUGGAAGAUAAUAGGAGUAACUCUAACUCCCAGAACCAGGGACUUCCCGAGGUGUUCACUCUCGACGUUUUGAUCUCUCUGCUGCGUCAAGAAAAUGCUGUGGACCUGUGUGUGAUUAAAGUGCCGGAUCAUGUUCAAUAUGCAGAUUACUUCAUUGUGGUCAGUGGUGUGUCACCAAGACAUCUCCGUGCCAUGGCUCUUUAUGCUGUCAAAGUGUUCAAGUUUAUGAGGAGACAUGGAGAGCCACAUGUCAAGAUUGAAGGCAAAGAUGCAGAGGACUGGAUGUGUGUUGACUUUGGGAAAAUGAUUGUUCACUUCAUGUUGCCUGAGACCAGAGAGGUGUAUGAACUGGAGAAACUGUGGACUUUACGUACCUACGACGAGCAGCUGAAGAAAAUUCCUGCAGAGAUGCUGCCAGAAGACUUUAUUUUUGAUGCCAACGAAUUUACAAAAUAACUCUAUAUUUCAACAGAGCCAGAAGUAAACUAAUUCAUUAAAAUUUUUAGCUGACUUUUUCAGUGAUUAGUUGGUGCAUGUGCUUUUGUAUAAAAUAAAAAAAAAUGAACAAGAUCAGUCCUUACUUUUUUUUUUUUUUGCAUCGCCACUAUGCCAUACUAGUAAAGUUUGUAAAAUGACUUUGAGUUCUUUAAUAUCUGCAGCAUAGUCCCCAAUAACUUUGAAGAUUUUUAAAAUUCUAAUUUAGUUUUACUUCCUUUAUCUUCUUGAUAACGGUAUCAGGUAACAAGAUCAAUAUGAAACCUUGCUGAUCCAGCUUGUUUAACUUUCUACAUCGUUGCCCAGUGCGGGUAUGAGCAACUUUAGACCAGAAGCUAUUUUCUUGUCACCACAUCCUGACUUAUUAAGAUUCAGGCAAAUCUAGCUCUCCUGAAUGAAAUGUUCUCCUAUCUUUCCCACUUUUAAGAGUGGAUAUGAAAAUUGUUACAUUGUAACUGUACUUGGAAGCAUGAGAUAAAGGAUCACUGGACAAAAGUACAACA
Molecule: messenger RNA, 1324 nt
Organism: Poeciliopsis prolifica (blackstripe livebearer)
Lineage: Eukaryota; Metazoa; Chordata; Actinopteri; Cyprinodontiformes; Poeciliidae
Gene: malsu1
Product: mitochondrial assembly of ribosomal large subunit 1
Exons: 4
Coding region: 60-782 (240 amino acids)
Biological process (GO): negative regulation of ribosome biogenesis; negative regulation of translation
Cellular component (GO): mitochondrion
Molecular function (GO): ribosomal large subunit binding
Source: RefSeq, a predicted model, not a curated record